Penicillium argentinense is the source of this 1686-nucleotide messenger RNA. RefSeq names its product Zn(II)2Cys6 transcription factor. Gene Ontology annotation, cellular component: nucleus. Lineage: Eukaryota; Fungi; Ascomycota; Eurotiomycetes; Eurotiales; Aspergillaceae. Gene Ontology annotation, biological process: positive regulation of transcription by RNA polymerase II. The transcript has 5 exons. Gene Ontology annotation, molecular function: DNA-binding transcription factor activity, RNA polymerase II-specific; transcription cis-regulatory region binding; zinc ion binding. Bases 1 to 1686 code for a protein of 561 amino acids. The record is from RefSeq and is a predicted model, not a curated record.
AUGUGUCUUUCUUCCUCCCCCGUGCGCGAUGGUAGAGUCGAAGAGAAGUCAUCAGAGUCGCAAAUCUCGAUCACGCGGCCUUCGCGCUACUACUGCCUCGUUUGCAGGCGUCGCCAUGUGAAGUGCGAUGAGGCUCGUCCACAAUGUGGUCCCUGCGCGAUUGGGAAGCGAUCUUGCGUGUAUAGCCAAGAUUCCCACCAAGAUUCCCACCAAGAUCAACAGCUUGGUCAGCACGAAAGUCCUCGCACGAGAACACAGGAUGCGGCAAUACUCACUCCUACGUCGCCCAGUAGUUCCGCAUCCUCGCCGAGUGUCGAGUGUUCCUCCGAUUCACGGUCUGCGCCCUUGAAAUGGUUUGAGCUUCUGGCUACGGAUUUCCCAUCCUCACGAUUCUCUCGCGACUGGAACCGAGCUAAAGGGGAUGUACCAAGUAGAUCCAGCUCCAACCCUCAAAACCUUAGUGAACGGGAAAGCCUUCAGACUGCUACUUUCCGAAACAUGGAAAUUGACCAGCCAUAUGCGCCGCAAACGCCCAAUGGAGCGCCAGCCGGGACAGAAAUGACCUCUUCUUGGGUACCGGAGUUCUCGAUUCCUCUUUCGGACUUAGAGUAUCAUCUUUUCAGCCAUUUUGUGCGAGUAAUAAGUAAAUGGAUCGAUUUCCAUGAUCCAGAAAUUCAUUUUGCAAAAACCGUUCCACACAUGGCACUUCGGAAUUUGGGCUUGAUGAAGGCUUUGCUGGCCCUUUCUGCACGCCACCUAUCUCUGGUGAAAGGAGAAGAAGGAUUUACUUGCCGGUCAACUGCAAACAAUGGCGUUGCGAGGGAUCGGGGUAAUACCCCUUCCUGCAAUCUUGCUGUCAGAUAUUACACCGAGUCCCUCCAUUACCUCAACAAGACAAUGCAAUCACAGUCUUGUACGCGCAGCUUGGAUCUGAUUGUGACCUCCAUCCUCAUCAGCACCUAUGAAAUGAUUGACGGGUCAAACGAAAACUGGGAAGGACACAUCAAGGGGGUAUUCUUGUUCCAACGGUUUCAAGACAACGACGUGGAGUCUGGAGGGCUGCGGUCGGCCGUCUGGAGGGCUUGGUUUCAACAAGAUAUUUGGAUCGCUCUUCGGGAACGACGUCGAGUCUACGGUGGCUGGAGACCGAAAAAGUCGCUCAACUGUCUCACUAGCUCAGAGCUCGCGUCGCGUGUUUAUUACCUCCUUGGGCAAUGUAUCAACUAUGUCUCAAAAGAAGAGCAAGAGCAGGACCCGACGCGCCGUAUGGACCGGGGGAAUGAGCUUCUUCACUUGCUUCACCAAUGGCAUAAUGCAUUGCCGCCAGAAUAUUGCCCUCUACCUAUGACGACUAAAGGCGAGUUAUUUCCAUCGAUAUGGGUAAAUCCGCCGUCUUAUGCCGCAGCUCUUCAAAUUCAUAGUCUCGCAGUAAUUCUUGUUACCUUGCACCAUCCAACCUCUCGCGAUAUUGAAGGCUAUCAAGCAGCGCAAAAUAUGCUGGCGGUCUCCAUAGAAACAAUCUGCGGAAUUGCACGAUCCGUUGAAGAAGACGACUUUGGCGCAAACAUUGUUUCUCUGAACUGCUUAGUUGGAGCAGCAAUGUGCAUCCACCGUCCACAUGAGCGAGUCACACUUUUGAACCUUCUUGAUUACUCAAAAAUCGCUUUCAGUGAUCUAAUCGCAUGA